Molecule: messenger RNA, 2246 nt
Organism: Hemicordylus capensis (graceful crag lizard)
Lineage: Eukaryota; Metazoa; Chordata; Lepidosauria; Squamata; Cordylidae
Gene: SFRP2
Product: secreted frizzled related protein 2
Exons: 4
Coding region: 242-1126 (294 amino acids)
Biological process (GO): negative regulation of canonical Wnt signaling pathway; canonical Wnt signaling pathway; non-canonical Wnt signaling pathway
Molecular function (GO): Wnt-protein binding
Source: RefSeq, a predicted model, not a curated record
UUCGUGCUGCUCCAAUCUGGCCUCUUACUAGUUGCAUAACCUGUAACUACAAUUAUAGUGGCGGAUGCAUGCAGAUGACACGUUGGCCAUUCCUAACAGAGGUUUAGAGCAGUGAAACUGAGGAGUAAUCCCAGCUCCAAAUUCCAGUUUGCCUCUUGGCCUCCCCGCUUCUAGUCGGCUCCUGGAUUUCCCAGACCAGUUCAGGUCCCUUUCCAGCGUGCAGUCCCUUCCCCUCUCCAAGAUGCACCGCCGCAAUCUUUUCCUGUGCCUGCUCUUCGUCGCCACGCCUUGCAUCGGCUCAGCCCGCGGGCUCUUCCUCUUCGGGCAGCCCGAGUUCUCCUACAAGAGGUCCAACUGCAAGCCCAUCCCCGCCUCCUUGGUCCUGUGCCGCGGGAUCGAGUACCCGAACAUGCGGCUGCCCAACCUGCUGGGCCACGAGACCAUGCAGGAAGUGCUGGAGCAGGCUGGCGCCUGGAUCCCCCUGGUGCAGAAGCAGUGCCACCCGGACACGCGCAAGUUCCUCUGCUCCCUCUUCGCGCCCGUCUGCAUCGACGACCUGGACGAGACCAUCCAGCCCUGCCACUCGCUCUGCGAGCAGGUGAAGGAGAGCUGUGCCCCGGUUAUGUCCGCCUUUGGCUUCCCCUGGCCUGAUAUGCUGGACUGUAGCCGCUUCCCCCAGGACAAUGACCUGUGCAUCCCCCCGGCGAGCAGCGAUCAUGUCCUCCCCACGCCCAGAGAAGCACCAAAGGUCUGUGAUGCCUGCAAGAGCAAGAAUGAAGAUGACAAUGAAAUUGUAGAAAACCUUUGUAAAAAUGACUUUGCCCUGAAGAUAAAAGUGAAGGAGAUCGCCUACAUCAAUGGGGACACCAAGAUCACCCCAGAAACAAAGAGCAAAACCAUCUACAAGCUGAAUGGGGUGCCAGAAAGGGAUCUGAAGAAGACUGUGCUCUGGCUCAAAGGUGGCCUGCAGUGUACCUGUGAUGAGAUGAAUGACAUCAAUGCACCCUAUUUAGUGAUGGGACAGAGGCUGGCCGGGGAACUGGUGAUCACCUCUGUGAAGCGAUGGCAGAAAGGUCAGCGGGUGUUCAAGAGGUUCUCGCGCAGCAUUCGCAAGCUGCAGUGUUAGUCACUUCUCUGCUCGCCACUUUCAGUCACUUCGGUCACCAGCCUAGAGCUCUUCUCACCCGCUUGCACCUUCCUGCCUCCCCAGCCGCAAAGCACAGCAGGCAUGGGAGAGGAAAACCGUGUGUUUAAAAAGGGAGAAGAGGGAGCCCAACCUUUGUACAUAUAGGAAACCUAUAUUAAAAAAAACACAAAACACAAAUAUGUUUGUGAAGUAUUAAAUACCUUGCUUAGAGCUAGUUAUUUGCAUUGGUGCAAACUGUGACUUGAUCCGAAGCUUUUUAAUCUUCCAUUUUGGUUUCCUGUCUCUCACUGUCUUGCGAUGCAUUCUAUUAUCGCUACGUUUCUGUGUAGGUGAUAUUAAACAUGAGCGGGUGGCUCAUCAGGCCUAAUGGUAGGGUUCCGUUUGGAUGUGCAAGAGCCUCCGUGUUGCCGUUUCAUUUUGAGACUGUGGCAGUUCUUCAAGAUGGAAUCAUUCCCAGAUACUGGAAAUUUAUUCAGAAGAAAGGAUUGCCAUGUGAAAAGUGAUGGGGGAAGUCUCCUUGUGGUGACUUUACCGCUUUAGACAUUGAUGUGAGAAGUAUGGCUGAAGAAAAAAAGAGAGGGACAUUGUUACCUGGAUUCUCCUCUGAUCAUUAGCCACAAUUCAAAGCAGGGUUUGGCAUGCUUAAAUCCAUGUAUUUCAAGGGGCUUAAGCAUGUUGAAAUCUCUGUUGGGUUGUGCUCGUUAUGUUUUGUUUUGGCCCUGAGCAGGGGUCUCACUUUUAUCUAAUAUGGAGUGACAUGCCGUCUUUUUUUAAUACACUAUAGAGAAAUUACCACUGUCGCAUGUGCUACUUUUGCAGGAACUGCAUCAAUAAAGGCAUAUUAACCAGUCGCACACCAGUGUUUUAUACAAGCCAGUCAAUAGUUUAAAACCAUUUUGAACUGACUGAAUGCACAUUUGUAGGCAAAGUUUUUGUCUUUUUUUGCUAUUUUGGUUCUUCCGCCUUCACAAAUUAAAACUUUCUUUAGCCUUGCUGUAAUAGGUUAUUCUUAAAGUGUUGUAAAAUAUUACUUUAAAAACCUUGUAAAUAUUCCAGAUAAACCUUAUAUUCUUGUACAUAAACUUUACAUCAUAGUUUA